GGCCGAUAGAAAAUGGCGAGUCUGUGCAAAAGGCAGCAAUGCACGAUAGAGAGGCGCGGCUUUCGGCAGGAACUUGACUCUUGGAGGCACAAACUCAUUCACUGUGUAGGAUUUGAAAGCAUCUUGGAAGGUUUGUUUGGGCCUGGACUAGUCAAAGACAUCACUCUUUUUCAAGAUUGCGAGCCCGAGGAGGUGGCUGACUGGUCCCUGGAUGAAAACUGUCUCUUCUGCUGCCUGAGACCAGACAAAGUCAAGGACCACAGUGUAGACGGCCCUGGGGCCCAGCUGCUCUCUCCCUGUGAGGACUCCAGAAUCAGCCGACUGGAGAGACAGGCCCAAGACUUCCUCAAUGCUGUGUUCCACAGAAAAGACCUCCCAAGUUUCUCAGACCCUCACAUUCCUCUAGUGGCUCGUGAGAUUAUGCAGCGAAUGAUCCGCCAGUUCGCUGCCGAAUAUACCUCAAAAACUACUCAGGACGACCUGCCGCUGCCCAACGGCACCAUGAAGGACCAAAGCCUGUCCCCUUCCUCCUCCGCCUCCUCCUCUAGCCCCUCCCCUGUGCCUGGCCCCGCCCUCAGCCCCAACGGCACCACCUCAGACGGGCCACAGGGGGGCACUGCUGCCUCUGCACAGAACCCCGUCCUCAGUAAACUCCUCCUGGACCAGGACACGCCGCUCGACCUGACCGUGAAGAAGAGCCCGGUGGAGCCCCCACCUGGUCAGCAGGAUGGCGUCCUGGAUCUCUCCACUAAGAAGACCCAGAGCACAGGGAGCAGUCGGCCCUACUCUGGGGUCAGCCCUGCCCCUGUGCCUGUGCUCAAGAGUCGCUCUCUGAAAGUGGAGGAUGUGGAGGAGGAGGACGGGCUGUUGCCACGGAGCCUUCACGACCCCUUCGCCCCCAACAACAACACCAACAACCACCACCACUCGUUCAAACCUCCGCCUCUCGCCCGCUCGCUGCGCAUCAGAGAAGAGCUCCUCAAUCAAAAGCACUGCCUCCUCAACCAGCCCUCUGCCCUCUCCCUCUCCAACCUUGAGUCUGCAGCGCUGCUCAAUCACUCCAACCAACCCUCAUCUCUUCUGGGUGCUAAGGGCUCCUAUUGGGGGAGCAAGGCCCAUCUGGAGAGUCUGAUGAAAUUGAAGCAAGCGAGCAGCAUUCUGAGUCUCAGCGAUCUUAAGGAUUUGCCAAGCUUUUUGGAAAACCACCACCAUCACCAACAGAAUCAAAAUCACCACCAUCACCACCAGGGGGCGUACUACAAGAGCGCCCUCCACUCGCACCACCACAAUCAGCUGUCCAAAAGCCAUCACGGAGAAAGUAAGCGCGAGCAAGGCCACUCCCCUCCAGUUGAUUUGAAGAUUCCCCAAGUUCGUGGUAUGGAUCUGUCCUGGGAUUCGCACGCUUCGGAGCUGUACGGAUACGGGUCGCUGGGGGUUGGAGGAGCAGGGGGUCACGGAGAUAACAGCCUAAGCCGAAAGCUGCGAGCCAUCUUACCCAAGCAGAAUCGCCGAAGCCUGGGGAGUCUCCUGGAUGGGGCGGCCGACUAUUGGACCGCUGAUUUGGAUCACAACGCAUCCGGUCCUGCCUACUCGACAUCCGACGUGGAAGGGGACCCCAAUUCGAAACAACCCCGGAAGAAGCGCGGAAGGUAUCGCCAGUACAAUAGCGAAAUCCUAGAGGAAGCGAUCGCGGUGGUUAUGAGUGGCAAAAUGAGCGUAUCCAAGGCCCAAAAUAUGUACGGGAUCCCACAUAGUACCCUAGAGUACAAGGUGAAAGAGCGCAUGGGAACACUCAAGAACCCCCCAAAGAAGAAGCUGAAGCUGAUGAUGAAGAUGGAGGGGGGAGGAGAUGGCUUUGCGAAUCCCGAAUCGGAGAACACGCCGCUGGCUACACCUCGUGAGGAAGUCCCCCCAUCUAUGGCCUCUGUGGAGCUCAAGGACAAUGUCAAGAUGGAGAUGGAAGACAAUUUCAAACCAAUCGACUAAAAAAAUGACUUAAACACAUGUAAACCUCAGUCAGAAUAAUUUUAAAUGGAUGGGGCUUUAUUUGUGCCAAUUUCCUUUGCAGUAUCUGGGUGAGCACAAAUGCAGGGAUUAUAAAAGAGAGGAGGAUGUUUCAAAUCUAACCCAUUGGAGACUAAUCGGAUGGUUUUUAACUGUGGUGAAGAAACACUUUGAGCGUUUGUUGGGCUUUCAUUUGAAUGGGCUUAACAAAUGCAGCUAAAGACAUGAGUUACAUGACAAUUAUGAGAAUCUUUACGCAUGCUGAUAAUCCCCCUUGCCCAAAAACUGACCCCUUCUUAACAAACUUGAUACACUUGAACCGAUGCUGCUUAUUAGAUGCAGUUUGGGCUUUGGACCAAUCCAAUUUAGGGGGGGAAUUUGGGAUUAUAACUCUCUCCUUAAAAAAAACUCCUCUAAGCACCCCUAAAUCUUUCGUACUCUUUCUGCUGGGAAACUAGCAGACAAUUGGUAAGUGAACCAUCUCCUGUAUUUCUCACCGGGGUUGUGAAUGAAAAAACCCAUCUUCUAUUACCAGGUAGCCAUGAUGCUUUAAUUGCAAAGCUUUUUUUUUUUUCCUCCUUAAAGAUAUUCUGCUAAUCUUUGUGUGGACGAAAGCAACAUUGACCCGUCCUUUUUGAAUGAGAAACGUCACACAUUCAGGGAUGCAUGUAUGUGAGUUUCGUAUAGAUACUACUGACUACUACUUGUUUUUCUCUACGACUAUUUUCCUUCUUGAUCUUCUCAGUUUUUGGAUUUGUUUUGCUUUCUUUUGCACUACACUUUGGGUCUCACAGACCAGGUUACCUCGGCAUCGUUGCCCUAUUGCAUCAUGCACUUAUAUUGGUCUGUCUCCGAAACCCUAGUCACUACACUGCAAUGGGUUUGGGGUGCACACUUCCUCCUAGUUUGCCGAUUCGUACUUAGACGCUCUUUUUGCCAAGGGAUCAUUUGGGGAGCAGUCCAACUACGCAUCGGCAUUGUUCAGAGGGUCACCCACUAUUCUCUUUUUCAUAUUUUAUUCACGUAAGCCAUAUUUUUACAGUAUGUCAUCAAAAUUAAAGCUAUCAAAAUGGCCACUUACAUCCGAAUACAGACUUUGUAUAUAUGCAUUUUCAAUUACCUUACCCACAGUUAUUACUGUUGGUUCUUCCAUAAUCAUUGAACCUAGUUAUUGUGGAGUAUCACAUAUUCAAAAUUUUAACUUAAGCAAAUUCUGCUUGUAUCUACAUUAGUUCAACAAAAAUAAUUGUAAAUCACUGUAUAUUUAAAAGUAACAAUGCUAUUUUGUUGCCUUUUAUCCUUUUUUAGGCUGUAUAUUUGCUUGCUCAAUACAUAGACAAAAAUUACCAAAAUUAAAUAGUCAAAUCAAGUCAUCAAAAUCUUAUAAUACCCCCAUGACAUUUAACACCACUCAAAUGCUCUUCAUGUCAUAAAGAAAAGUGCAAAGACAGCAUAGUGGGUGACCUUUUAAGGUGGAAUGCUACCUCAGACCUCCAUAUUGGUCUCACGGCUGAUCCUCGAAUGCGGAGCCGCCUUUAGUUCACUGCGUGGGAUGUAUUCAAGCCUUCUGGGAUCAGACUGUGAAACUCUGCUGCUAUCAGUACAUUAGGUCCUAGCUUAGCUUCAGCUAGCCCUAAAACUAAUGAGAUGCUUAUCUUUAGCUAACAACAACACACUGCAGAUGAUAAUUUGUUUUUUCUUUUUCUAAUCAAACUAAGGUGGUUUAUAACUCCUCUUCCUCAAAGACAGUUGUUCAGGCAGUUUACAACAAUAUGUGCAUUUGAAGCAAGCCGAUUUCCC
Molecule: messenger RNA, 3804 nt
Organism: Periophthalmus magnuspinnatus
Lineage: Eukaryota; Metazoa; Chordata; Actinopteri; Gobiiformes; Gobiidae
Gene: lcor
Product: ligand dependent nuclear receptor corepressor
Exons: 7
Coding region: 13-1986 (657 amino acids)
Biological process (GO): regulation of transcription by RNA polymerase II
Cellular component (GO): nucleus
Molecular function (GO): DNA binding
Source: RefSeq, a predicted model, not a curated record